AUGUCCCAGCUGGAGACGGUGCAGGUGACCAGGAGCCCUGAAGUACCUUCCUUUCACAAUUCAUCCUGGACCUCGCCCGUUCCGAAACCGGCCUCGAUCUCCAGUCCUUUUGGUCCCCGAUGGAAGAUCUCCAGUGACCGUUACGAUUUCCACCGAGGGAUCGACUAUUUUGAUGAAGAUGAUACCGAGCUCUAUGCCAUUGCGGAUGGCGUGGUGUUUCAACACCGAGAGUUCACAGAUGGUGGUACCACAACAGUGAUUGAGCAUGAACUGGAAAACCCAUCAGAUGCCAUGUUUCAUGACAGAAAGAUCAAUAAGGUCUUUUCUUACUACAAUCACUUGAACAGCCGGACCACCACCGAAGGUCAAGCUGUGCAGAAGGGAGAAGUGAUUGGCAGAAUGGGCCAAACGGGCUCAACAACUUUCACGCAUUUGCAUUUCACCACACGCUUAGUGGGUUACUGCACUCUUCAGUACCAAGUGGCCAACAAUCGUGUACCAACGGCUUCCUCUGAGUGUGCCACUGGAUUUGAUCCCGCCGUACAUCCUUAUCUCUUCGUGGGGGCGGAACCCAGGUUGGGUCUGAAGGAGUUGUAUGAAAUCCAGCCCAAGAACUCGAGCUUUGCCUUUGCAGUGCGCUACAACACCAGCCGGGGCCACUUAGAUUUGGAUGUCAUUGAGACGGAUUUUGGGAAGAUUUCCUUCAACACUAGAGCUGGGAUAUGGGGGAAGCAGACCAUUGAAGGCCUGGAUGAUUUGGAUAACAUUACAAGCUGGAUGUCACUCAAUCCAGGAAUCUUCCGAAGUACAACGCCGGAUGAGAUUUACUACGAAAUGCAUUUUUUCCAAAAACCUGCAUAUCUUGAAGUGCUAGAUAUUUAUGGAGAAGGCAUUCGUUGGAACGCAGUAGGCUCCUCCAGCAGCUCAAGUUCUUCCUCCACCAGCUCAAGUUCUGCAGAGCCAACUGGAGCUGGCUCCUCCACCAGCUCAAGUUCUUCAGACCCAGCUGAAACUGGCUCCUCCACUAGCUCAAAUGCUUCAGAAGCAACUAGCACAGCAACUGCCAAAGCCUCGGUAAUGGCCAAUCUUGCUAUGACCGGAAUCCUCCUUGACACGGGCCUGGCCUUUUGGAAGCUUCGAAAGGCGGUGAAGAUCGAGUUCAAGCCGCGCUUCCCCUUUGUCCAAUUUGGUGGCCAGAAGGGCUAUGAGGAGGCGGGCACAGACAAGUAUGACGAGGAAGCCUUGCGAUACAUGUAUGCGAUCGCACUGCCGCUCUUCUUGGGCUUCACGGUGCGUUCGAGCCUCUAUGAGAAGGCCGUUCGACCCCCCCCGUUGGACGCCCUGGAUCAGACGCGUCCGCAAUGA
Durusdinium trenchii is the source of this 1365-nucleotide messenger RNA. Lineage: Eukaryota; Dinophyceae; Suessiales; Symbiodiniaceae. The record is from the annotation of a GenBank genome assembly.